AAACGGUUCUCUUAACAUCGCCCGGUUUAACUCACCAAAAUACCGUUGCAAUGGAUUCCGGGGGAUCCGUUUCUUCAAAGAUUCCAGUAUAUUUCCAGCAUAAUCGCGGAUUCAUCUACGAUGUCGAAGACUAUCUCACCCUCCGCUUUACGCACCGAAUCGCCGGCAACCUGAUCGGCGUCCCGGCCUCGAAGCCCCGAAACUCGCACGUGUUUGGCCUGCCGGCGGCACUGUCCGCGUACGAGCUGAAGCUGGCCCUCGAGAAGGGGUUGGUUGCGCUGGUCGAUCGGACGUCCGGCUUGGAGCGCGAUCCGGACGAUGGGUUGCGGCAACAGUAUGAGGAUUUGGUCCGGCGGCAGGUGACCGAACAGAAGGCGCCGGUGGUUGAGAAGCGGAUCAGGGAGUUUAGGAGUUAUUUGCCAAAGAUUGUCGAGGGGAAGCGGAAAAAGUUGCUUAAGAGUGGGGUCAAGGAGGAAGACAUACAAAUUGAUCCCGAACAACUUAUUGCUGAGGAGAGUCGGAAAGUGGAAGCUAUGGAGUUUGACCGACUGAUACAGAUUCCCAUGGAGCACCCACUGAACACAGAAAGGGCAAUCAUCGACUUCGACCUGUCUGGAGAUUACGAGCGACUCAAGUAUCGGGUGUUUCGGGACAUCUGGGAGAAGCAGAACGUGUUCAUCAGCGGAGGGGAUGCUUUUGGGUGCGAUUUCCUGCUCUACCCGGGUGACCCACUGUAUUACCAUGCUUCGCACAUGAUUCACGUUCUGGCCGAUGCCGAUCAUCGGUUAGAUGUAAAGUACAUGAUCCGGUGCUGUCGGUUAUCGGUGGUAGUAAACAAGAUCUGCGUGUUUGCUUAUGCGCAGCGUGACACGGGGGACAUUUGCUACCAAACCGUUGAGUGGGAGGGAAAUGUCGGGAAUGAGUUCUAG
This is a messenger RNA of Culex pipiens pallens (northern house mosquito), 929 nucleotides long. It is a transcript of the gene Tsen34, whose product is annotated as tRNA-splicing endonuclease subunit Sen34. Gene Ontology annotation, cellular component: tRNA-intron endonuclease complex. Gene Ontology annotation, molecular function: nucleic acid binding; tRNA-intron lyase activity. Gene Ontology annotation, biological process: tRNA-type intron splice site recognition and cleavage; tRNA splicing, via endonucleolytic cleavage and ligation. NCBI's taxonomy places the organism in Eukaryota, Metazoa, Arthropoda, Insecta, Diptera, Culicidae. Bases 51 to 929 code for a protein of 292 amino acids. The transcript has 2 exons. The record is from RefSeq and is a predicted model, not a curated record.